GUCCAACUAGAAUUUACUUUUGCUUGAGUUGUCAAAGCGAACAGUUGUGUUCUGGUCCGAAAAAUGAGAACUGGAAUAUUUGUACUUGUUGCUGUUGCAGCGAUAGGCGUUGUUGUUGCCUCGAGUAUACCGGCCGGUGAACUGUUCCACGAUCCACUGGAACACGACUCCCUCCACGACAAGCACUUUGAGGGCGGCGAGCACAAUGCCAAGUACGACCACGAAGCCUUUUUGGGUGCCGAUGAAGCCAAGAAGUUUGACGAACUCACGCCGGAGGAGAGUAAGAGGCGUCUAGGAAUGAUUGUGGAUCGCAUUGAUGAAGAUAAGAACGGUUUCAUCACAUUGGCUGAGCUGAAGAAUUGGAUUAAAUACACACAACGUCGUUACAUCGAUGAAGAUGUGGGACGCGUGUGGCGUCAACAUAAUCCCGAUGGCAAUGCAACUAUCGGCUGGGAGGUUUAUCGCAAUACUGUCUAUGGAUUUAUGGAUGCAUUGGACAAGGAAGAGCUUGAGCAAGAGGAGCAUGGUGUCUCCUACAAGAGCAUGCUGAAACGGGAUCGUCGUCGCUGGGCUGUUGCCGAUCUGGAUUUGGAUGAUCAGCUGACACGCGAGGAGUUCACCGCCUUUCUGCAUCCCGAGGAGCAUCCCACCAUGCGUGACGUGGUGCUGCAGGAGACCACCGAGGAUUUGGACAAGGACAAGGAUGGCAAAAUCUCAGUAGAUGAAUACAUCGGCGACAUGUACCGCCCAUCCACAGAGGGAGAGGAGGAGCCCGAGUGGGUGCUCAGUGAACGGGAAGCAUUCACCAAACAUCGCGAUCUGGACGGCGAUGGUUUCCUGACAGAGACGGAAAUCCGGCAAUGGAUUGUGCCCAAUGACUUUGAUCAUGCCGAGAGCGAGGCGAAGCAUCUGAUAUUCGAGGCAGACGUGGAUCACGAUGAGCAGCUGACCAAGCAUGAGGUACUGGACAAAUACGAUGUAUUCGUUGGCUCCCAGGCCACAGACUUUGGUGAAGCUCUAGCCCGCCACGAUGAGUUCUAGAAUCUAUAAUCUGGAGAGAGACUAUAACAAUGGGAAACUAAGAAAUCUCAAUCUCGAAUAUGCCAAAUAAAGUGUAAUACAUAAUUUAGCGAUUAAGUGAAAUCUGACAAGUGCAUUAAUAAUAAAAAAUAUACGACUGUGGCUUUAAGAAAAGCCUCAAUUAUGUUAAAUU
This is a messenger RNA of Drosophila innubila, 1213 nucleotides long. It is a transcript of the gene scf, whose product is annotated as calumenin-B. The transcript is spliced from 2 exons. Bases 64 to 1041 code for a protein of 325 amino acids. The record is from RefSeq and is a predicted model, not a curated record. Gene Ontology annotation, molecular function: calcium ion binding. Lineage: Eukaryota; Metazoa; Arthropoda; Insecta; Diptera; Drosophilidae. Gene Ontology annotation, cellular component: endoplasmic reticulum.